Molecule: messenger RNA, 2364 nt
Organism: Marmota monax (woodchuck)
Lineage: Eukaryota; Metazoa; Chordata; Mammalia; Rodentia; Sciuridae
Gene: Ube2u
Product: ubiquitin conjugating enzyme E2 U
Exons: 10
Coding region: 553-1452 (299 amino acids)
Source: RefSeq, a predicted model, not a curated record
UCGUUGAUUGGCUGCGGAGAUAUCCAGCCGCUACACCCCGCCGUUGAUUGGAUGAGAAGAGGCCAACCUUCCACCACAGUUAGACUUUCCCUGAGUCUGUUGCUGGGCAACCGAUUUGCUUCCUCCGGCUCAGCGGACACCUUGUCACACCUGCGAAGCCUAAACCACAACUUGCUGGGACUGUCUUAUGCCCACUCUCCUCAUUGCCACUUCAAGAGCCAACAACCCGGGUGGCCCCAGUUGCUCAUCCAUAUUUGUGUUGGGAGGGUGGGUUGGCGCUGCAGUAACACUCCGCAGAUGAGUGAGACCCCAAUUUCCCUUCUGGAAGUCUUCCUUUAGAGGAGUCAGAAUAGGAAAAGAAAAGUCAUUGUUAUAUCCCAAACUAAGAAACCGUUUAUCUUGGGAAUGUUCUGGGAUUCUAGAAAGCAAGUGACCUCUGAGACCUAACUGAAUGUAGAUGGAUGACCCAAAACCUCAGACAGGUGGCUCAGAGUAAACCUGAGGAGCUCGCAGUCUUCCUGUGAACAGUGGCAGAUCCUCUGCUGCGUUAUCAUGUACAGCAGAGCUUACAUCUUGCUGAAAAGAGACUUAAAAGAGUUGAACCAGAGCAAUUUUGUGGGUAUUACUGCUUUUCCUAUAACUGAUGAUAUGCUGAAAUGGCAAGCUGAAAUUGAAGGUCUACAGAAUUCAAGUUUGCAUGGAUUUGUUUUACAACUGACAAUAGAAUUUACAUCAGAGUACAACCUUGCCCCUCCAGUUGUGAAAUUUACAACAAUUCCUUUUCAUCCAAAUGUAGACCCAUAUACUGGUCAGCCCUGUGUAGAUUUUUUGGACAACCCCAAGAUGUGGAAUACAGGCUAUACAUUGAGCAGUAUCUUACUUGCCCUACAGGUUAUGCUUUCUUACCCAGUGCUGGAAAACCCAGUGAACAUGCAAGCGGCCCAAAUGCUGAUUAAAGAUGAAUAUAUGUAUAGAAAAAUAAUUCGAAAGCUCUUCCAGGAGCCAUUAAAACUGAAGGAUGAUGACAUGCAGUUAUCUCAAGACCAAGAUAAAUUGGUCAGAUCAAUUAAAUCCAUCUCAUUUAAUGAUUACUACAAGACAUGGUCUAGAAUAGCCACAUCCAAAGCGACAGAAUCCUACAGAGCUCCACUGCUUGGAGAUCCACAUUUCAUUGGAGAGUAUUAUAAAUGGAAGAAAACUGAUAAAGGACAUCCUAAAGAAUGGAAGUUAAAGUAUGCUGCUACCAAGUCUCAUCUUGCUAGAGAAAACAAAAUGCUUCACCAAGUCCAUGAUUCAAUUGAAAAGCCUCUCUGGCCAACUCCAGAUAAAGUUUCUACAGAUUCACAUGCUGGAGAUGAUGAUAUAGAUGCAGAGUCCUGGGAAAAUGAAGUGGAUGACCUGGUUGCCUGGACCAACACUCUCAGUGUAGAUAAUUUAGAAGAUGAGACCUAACACUUCAGGAUUUAAAAAACAAACAACCUUAACCUUAGCUCAGUUGUGUGGAGCAACUUUGGGAGACUGUCAGAACUUGGUUUCUGUUUGUUUGUUUUUCAGGGUGAUCAAGCAAAAAUUUUAAAAAGGCAAAUAUAAAUUAAUGAACAUGUUGCUUAGAAUUUUGAGCUUUGCUUUGUUUAGAACUAAGCCCAAUUAAUGGUAUUGAUACCGGUGUUGAGAAUCAGGCCUGAGUCCCAUUCCCCCCUUGUUGAAGAUUGAAUACCCUUGAAAUGCCAAGGCAAGUGCAGAAAGGAUAGGAGAGAGAGAGAGAGAGAGAGAGAGAGAGAGAGAGAGAGAGAGAGAGAGCACUCUACAGAGGAGGGGGUUCAAAUUGCCUUAGUGAGGGUGACCUGCCCCUUUUAUCCUUUCUUCUAAUGCUCACUGCCUAUCUUGCCUACAUGGCCAAAAUUGGGAAAGGAGCCUACAGGGGUGCCUCAAUUCCCUGGAGGCAGGUAGCCUUGGCAACAGAUUGGAGGAGGAGGAAGUGCUCUAGAGGUAUUAGGAUUUUAUUUCCUCUUGAAUCAGCUCCCUAUUCCUGAUCCAAUCAUCAUUACCUACACUGAUUGUCCUUUUGCCCCUGGCCUCAAUCCCCCUUCUGAGAAAGGAACCCUUGGUGCCGUAAGGGGAAAUGGACAAUGACUGCUCUGGCUGCUUCAGGCUGAGAGGAGGUGAUGUAGAGCAAGCAGUUUGGGUUUCCCUUUUAGGAAUGUUUUGGGCCUGUCAAGUGGUCUGUGGUAAAAGUCUGGUUCUGAAAGAAGAGACUAUAAAGUGAUCUGGAAGAUGAGUGCUUCUAUGAGAGAAACAAGAAGUCAUGAGUAUUGGAAUGAGAUUAAUACAAAAUAAAUGUCACACACAUCUGAAACAUGUCAA